AUGGAUCGAUUCAAUUCUCUAAUAGCUGUGUUGUCACUAUUGUUGAGUGUUUGUGUCUUUCCCUUCUUCGCAUCAGCACAACUGAGACAGAACUACUACGCCAAUGUCUGCCCAAACGUCGAAACCAUUGUUAGAAAUGCCGUAGCCCAAAAAAUUCAGCAAACGUUUGUUACAGUUCCUGCAACUAUCCGUCUCUUCUUCCACGACUGCUUUGUCCAGGGUUGUGACGCUUCGGUUAUAAUUGCAUCUUCUGGAACAAACACAGCUGAGAAGGACCACCCAGACAAUCUGUCACUGGCCGGAGAUGGAUUUGACACCGUGAUCAAAGCUAAAGCAGCGGUUGAUGCAAAUCCGAGUUGCCGGAAUAAGGUCUCCUGUGCUGAUAUUCUUGCCAUGGCCACCAGAGAUGUCAUUGCAAUGUCUGGUGGACCAUCAUAUGCUGUGGAAUUGGGAAGACUGGAUGGCUUGAGCUCAACAGCAUCAAGUGUUAAUGGGAAGCUGCCUCAAGCAACCUUCAAUUUGGACCAGCUCAAUGCCUUGUUCGGUGCCAAUGGCCUAACUCAGACGGACAUGAUUGCUCUUUCAGCUGCCCACACCGUUGGAUUCUCUCACUGCGACAAGUUUUCAAACAGGAUAUACAAUUUCAGCCGUCAAAACCCAGUGGACCCUACGCUGAACCGGGACUACGCUGCCCAGUUGCAAACAAUGUGCCCCACAAAUGUGGACCCAAGGACCGCCGUCGGCUUCGAUCCAAACACUCCUAAUACAUUUGAUAACGUGUACUUCCAGAAUCUCCAGCAAGGCAAAGGUUUACUCACCUCGGAUCAAGUCCUCUUCACCGACCCGAGGUCCAAGUCCACAGUAGAUACCUGGGCUGGAAACUCCCCGGCCUUCCUGGCAGCAUUUGUCCGAGCCAUUACCAAAAUGGGUCGGAUCGGAAUUAAGACGGGAGGAAAUGGGAAUAUUCGACAAGAUUGUGGGCUGUUGCCAGAUAUCAGAAAAUCUGAUUUGGAGACAGCAAUAGCUUACCAAAUGCAAUCAGCAAACUUCGGCAGGAAAUCUGAAAUCAAAAGUGACCUCAGCUCUGGUCCAAAUAAAGCUUACGAGUGGCAGGAAGAUGUUAAGCAAAACAGCUCAAUGACCUAGAAACCUCGAUAUUAGUACCCUUUAAUCUUAUUUUUGUCAAUUUCAGGACCAUUAGGCAGUCAGAGUGUCACACAGUGAAGCUAGAAAAAACAAACAAAUAACCCACAACAUAUACGAAAAAAAAGCUAGCAUCAAUUAUCACAUAACUGGCUAUUUGGGUGAAAAUUAUCAAGUUUCAGUCGCUGAUUCAGGAGGACAUAGUCAUAUUAAAUCGCACUGCAGGAGAAGGGGAAGACAGAUAUCUUCACGUUUGGAAUUGCAAAUUCCAAGGAGUGCAUCCACAUCAAUUGAAAGAUGACAUCGAAUAGCGAGUGAAACUCCAUGAAUGGGCAAAAAGGGUGUUGAGGAAACCUUAGUCAAGAGGUUUCUCUUUGAAGAAUUGCUGUUCUUCGCUCAGGAGGAGCACAUUUUAUUCUUGCUUCCUGCCAUUCAAACCAUUGCCUAACACACCAAAAUGAUAACAAAUUGUUAUAAUGUAACCACACAUUAAUGGUACAAUAUGUCUAUUAAUUUGAACUACAAUUUUCA
Ilex paraguariensis (yerba mate) is the source of this 1674-nucleotide messenger RNA. The record is from the annotation of a GenBank genome assembly. NCBI's taxonomy places the organism in Eukaryota, Viridiplantae, Streptophyta, Magnoliopsida, Aquifoliales, Aquifoliaceae.